Theileria orientalis strain Shintoku is the source of this 4383-nucleotide messenger RNA. RefSeq names its product structural maintenance of chromosome protein, type 1. The coding region runs from base 1 to 4383 and encodes 1460 amino acids. Gene Ontology annotation, molecular function: DNA binding; protein binding; ATP binding. The transcript has 7 exons. NCBI's taxonomy places the organism in Eukaryota, Apicomplexa, Aconoidasida, Piroplasmida, Theileriidae. Gene Ontology annotation, cellular component: cohesin complex; chromosome; nucleus. The record is from RefSeq and is a predicted model, not a curated record. Gene Ontology annotation, biological process: sister chromatid cohesion.
AUGGACAUAGAUAGCGAUUCGUUUUCAUCUCUAUCCGAUGACAUUCCUGAUAAUAUCACAGAGGUUGUGGAUCCCGAGCCUUCCCAGUCGGUUGAUGACGUUCUGAUAAACCUGAGCACCGAAAGAUAUGAAUUAAACACCUUUCCCCUCGAUUCAGACCAUAGGUUGAAGAGGGGAGCAAUUCAUUCAAUAGAACUGCACAAUUUCAAGAGCUACUACGGGACCGUAGUCAUAAAUAAGCUGUCCUCGUUCAACGCAAUCAUUGGUCCUAACGGAUCAGGAAAAUCCAACUUAAUGGAUGCAAUAUCGUUCGUUCUGUGCAUAAGGGCGUCCACAUUGAGGGGGAGUAACCUGAGGGACCUGAUCAACAAGAACCCGGAUAAAUCUGAUCCUAUUGAAAGUAGAUACGCAUACGUAGCGUUGACACUAAAGGGGGACACGGGAUACUCGGUUUUCAAAAGAGCUAUCAACAGCAAGGGGAACAUAAGUUACAUAUACAACAACAACGUCAUAACCUUCAAGGGAUACACAGAGGCGUUGAACGAGUACAAAAUUAACACCUUGGGAUCGACAGGGCUGAUAUUCCAGGGCUCGGUGAACGACAUGAUAUCGAGGUCGCCAUCGGAGCUGACGAAGCUGUUUGAAAACAUAAGUGGAUCGUCCCUGUACGAAAAGCCUUACAACUACAUAAAGGAGAAGCUGGAACUGACCCGGUCGGAUUACAAAAACGUUCUGUCCAAGAAGAAGCAGCUAAACAACGAACUGAAGCAGUUCAGAACGAUUAAGUCGUCAAACAGAAAGUACCAACAGCAGCUGGAAGAAUAUAACCAAACACAGUUGGACUCGUACACAUGUCAGUUUAACAUUCUGGCAAGCAAGUUCAGCCACUCGAGUUUAAGAUAUAAGAAGCUGACGAACGACUACAAAGAUCUGGUUCAAAAGUUUGAAAAAUCGACGAAGAGAAAGAACGAAUUGGAGGAAAAAAUUGCAAAUCUGUACUAUAACCAGGGGAAGGUAAAUAGAGCAAUUCAGCAGAAGACACAAACACUGAACGAAAAGAGGACCUCAAUGAAGGAAUUCUUCGCAAGGAAAGCGUCGCUGGAGAGUCAAAUUGAAAACAUCGUUUCGAUGAAACGUAGCGCAGAAAAUGACGCAAUAAGUUUGAGGAAACAAUACGAAAAAUAUAGGAAGAGCAGAGGCGACGCAGCAGACGAGAUGAGUAGGAUAAGGAAGGAGAUGGACCUGGCACAAGGUGAUGCGGUUAUGCUGACAGAAGGACAAACGGAAGAAUUUAACAAGUAUUUGAAGGAAUUCAAGAACUUGACGUGCUCAAUCAACGUAAACAUCAACGUAGUGAAGACGAGUAUGAAUCAGUAUAAGUCUGAGAAUAAACAGGUUGCUGGAAGAUUGAAGGGGUUGGAAUCCCAGAUGGAACUAGUAGACGAAAGUAUCCAAAAGCACGGACAGUUGAUAGAUAGUCUUGAGUCGAAGCUAGUGGAUUAUAAAGAUGAGCUGGAAACACUGCAAAUCACAGUGCAUAAGAUGGAAAAUGAAAAAAGUGAAUUGCUGGAAGAGAGAGAGGAGUUGUCGACGAAGAGAGAAAGGUACGAUGAAAAAAUAAAGUCACUGGGAGUACUGAAGUACGAACACAACUACAUGUUUAAGAAGUCGCUGGUCAACAGUGAAAUGAGUAAAGCAGUAGACAGAGUGCACGGAGAAGUGAUGGCGCUGUUCGAAGUGAGUAACAGCUCGUACGUCAAGCCAGUGAUGAGCGCACUGGGAAGUAGAGUGCACACAAUCGUGGCGGGAGACUACAAGGCAAUCACGGAGUGCAUACAGUUCCUGAAGGAGAAGAAGGCAGGAAGAAGAGAAUUCUUGGCGUUAGAUACGCUGAAUCACGACAAGUCUGCAGCGAGGAGAGCAAUAAGUCAGCACCUGCGAAGAGUGCCGAAGCUGGAGUACGUCUUCGUAAUAGACUCCAUAGACUUCGAGGACAGGUUUAGGCCGCUGUUUGAGUACCUGGUGGGAGACACGCUGAUAGUGCCGACGCUGGACGACGCAGAAAGAGUGGUGAAGAUAAAUAUGCAACUAAGCAGUAGUGAGAGGACACUAAGAGGAUCGGGACCGUCAAGUACAUCAGACGCAUUUACAGCAACCACAAACUCGUCAACAAUGUCUAAAACAGCCACAACUUCAGCAUCUAAAACAGCCACAACUUCAGCAUCUAAAACAGCACCUAAAACGUUAAAAAAUAGAAAUGACAGUCAAUUGAGUUUCAACGUAGUAACACACAGCGGGCAGUUGAUAACAAGGGAUAAGACGAUAGUGAUAGGGUCGACAAUCGCAGCGAGUAACAGCGAAGUGGAGUCGGAAAUAGCGAAGUUUAACAAGUACGUUAACCUGUUGAACGAAGUGGAGAAGCAGCUGACGGCGAGCGUCAACAGAGAGAAGACGCUGAACGAUGAAAUACAAAACAAGAGCACGAAGCUGGAAAAGUAUAGGAGAAUGAUACAGCUGACGACCAUGAAGGCGGACCUGCUGAAAAAACAAAAGGAAUCGGUGAAGAUGCAGCAAAGUGAGUUGUCAGAAGAGAUAGGGAAGUUGACGAAGCAGUCGAAGACGCUGGAGAGGUCAAUAACGAACCUGACCGCAGAUUUGACGAAGGAAAACAAUAGGCUGGAGAGACUGAAGAUGGAGCACUUUGGACCGUUGAACAAGAAGUUCGGCGUCGAGGACGUGUAUAGCCUGAUGAAGACGAGAGAUGAUAAGGUGGACACUCUGAAUAACGCGCUGAGUGAGAAGAGAAGCACAGUCUCAAGGUACGACAGCGACUUGAAGGACCUGGAGACGAAGAUGGAAGCGAGUAAAAACAAGAUGGGAGAGUUGGAAAGGCAGCUGACGAAGUGCAGAAAGGAGCUGGAGAAGCUUAAGGAGUCUAACGCUAACGUGUGUGAAGAAAUGGAGAGGCUGCAGAAGGAAAUAGAGGACUACAGGGCGAUAUCGAACGAGUACGUGAGCAAGAUAGAGCGCUGCAACGCGGAGAUGAGCAGCCUGCGCCCGGACUACGACACGUACGGGCCGGACGGCAGAGUCAACGUGAUGGAGGAGAUCAGCUCCCUGAGGAACGAACUGAAGAGGAUAUACGCGGAGGCGGUGGGCCUCUCGGAGACGUGCAAAGUGAAGAACGUGCCUCUUGAAAUAAGAGUCCCGAGCAGUUUUAUGGAUUCGGAGGCGCCAUUGGAAGACAACUCGCCCAGCAGCAGUGGCCGUGAGUUUAGUGGUAGCAAUUAUAGCGGUGGUGUUAAUGGUAUGAAUGGUAUGAAUGGUAACCUUGGUAUGAAUGGUAUGAAUGGCAGCAAUGGCAGCCGUGUUAAUAAUGGUAGCAACUGUAGCGUUGGUGUUAAUGGCGACACCAACAGAAGUAAUAGCGACACCAACAGAAGUAAUAGCGACACCAACAGAAGUAAUAGCGACACUGACAACAGUGCUCACGAUGCCCAUGGUAGCACUGACAAAAGUGGAGGCGUCGGCCCAGCUUCGGUUAACCUUAAUAAGAUCGACGACGUGGACUACGCGCAGAUGAGCUUCCCAAAGCUUAUUGGACCAGACGGCGACGAAGUCAAGGGAAGCGGCCCAGUAAAGGCGGAAGAUAUGGCGACGCGGGAGAAGUACGAACUGGCAAUUUCAAACCUGGAGAAGAAGAACGAGUCGUACCAGAGGACGCUGAAGGAGCUGAAGAAGUCGCUGGCCUCGUGGAGGUCCUACAACAACGUCGACGACAGGCUCGAAGUCACGGGCGAGGAGCUGAAAAUGGUCGACAGGGAGCUCGAGGCGCUGCGAAGUCAGCUGGCGAAGCUGGAGUCGGACUUCGAGAACAUCAGGCGCGAGCGCGCGGGGCUCUUCCUGCACUGCUUCCAGGCAGUGAAGGAGAGCGUAGGACCCAUCUACAGCAGGCUCUCCGCGGUCGACGGCGCCGAGGGCCAGGCCUUCCUGAGUCUCGACGAGGCGGCCGGCCUCGACCCGGAGCCGUUCAACUGCAGCAUCCGCUACAACACCAUGCCGCCGCUCAAGAAGUACCUCGACCUGAACCUGCAGAGCGGCGGCGAGAAGGCGCUCUCCUCGAUCGCGCUCCUGCUCGCGCUCCACAACUACCGCGAGUCGCCGUUCGUGGUCCUCGACGAGGUCGACGCGAACAUCGACGCGCUCAAGCUCAGGAACCUCACCGACUUCCUGAGCGAGAGCGCAUUCCAGGUUAUCAUCAUCUCCCUCAAGGAGCGGCUCUUUUCGAGCGCUCAGCGCCUGAUUGGCGUGUACCGGCACCACCCGAGCUUCACGUCGAGGUGCCUCGUCCUCAACCUCGAGGAGUACGAGCGGGAGGAGUAG